AUGGCCACUUUUUCGCAUCUAUUCCUUUCUAUUCUCCUUGGCCUUUACUUACUUUCAACUCCAACUUUCUCUAGAAAAAUACUCUUGGAAAAUACUCCAAUUGCCCCUUCUCCUAGUGAAGAUGUUCAAAUAAGUACUACUCCUUUCUUCCCAUCUCCUAAUGAAGAUGCUCCAACAGCUGUUUUAUCACCUUCACCUGUAGAUGCACCAAUUAGCCCAUCAACUCCUGGAGAUAUUACUAUUUCACCAUCUCCUCAAGAUUCACCAGUUGUCAUUAUUCCUCCUCCUGAAAGCGCCGCUUCUCCUCCUCCUUCUUCUCCUGCUCCUACACGUAUAUGUGGCCAUCAUCCCAAUGAGGGCCACCACCCACCGAACGUAGGCCACCAUCGCCCCUACACUAAGUGCUAUCACCCACGCCACGGUCAUCAACAGCCUGAUCAACCAUCUGCUCAAGAACCUGCAUCAGCUCAUUCUCCUGAAGUUUCAGCUCAAGCUCCUGAAUCGGAUGAUUUCUCUUUCUUUUAG
Molecule: messenger RNA, 525 nt
Organism: Lycium ferocissimum
Lineage: Eukaryota; Viridiplantae; Streptophyta; Magnoliopsida; Solanales; Solanaceae
Product: leucine-rich repeat extensin-like protein 5
Exons: 1
Coding region: 1-525 (174 amino acids)
Source: RefSeq, a predicted model, not a curated record